CACUACAAAAGCGUGGUUCAAUAUAUCCGGAAUGGUGUAGUGGCUAGCAUUUCUGCCUCUCAUGAUCUGUCUAAUCCACAAUAAAUGUUCGCAGGAGACCGGGGUUCAAUUCCCCGUUCCGGAAGAAUUCUUUUUGUCAUAUUUUUAUUGCAUUCUUUUACAAUCAAUGUAGUUUAUGUUUCUGAUUGGUUUGACAAAAGCCAAUCUGCUCUUGUGUCUUACUCUCUCGUUCAAUUUUUGUGCCUAGAAUCCAGCCGUAAACUCGUCGAUCACGCUUCAUGCUUCUGGGAGUCUUUCAUGAAAUCAAUCAUCCCGAUCCUAAGCCCAAAAAGCUAUAAACCCUUAAUAGAGCCAUGGAAAUUUGUCACAGAAUGGCAAUUCUGAUUGUCAAACAUACUGUGCACAAUUUUCAAAUCCUUUUCAUCCUUUUGUAUCUGCCGUGCCGGGUCCAACAAUUUCUUAUCGGAACUCUCCAAGCUCUUAUCAUAAGCGAGACUUCAAUCACAUCGCCUCGACCGCCUCGACCGCGAGGCUCAACGUCCACUUCAGCCCGAGCUCUAGGAACAAAACAUCACUGCCGUGAUUCUUCUCGUUACAGACCUCGCCUCUGCUGCCAUGAUAAUGACUUACGACUGAACGAACACCCCACCAAUCCUUCGACAUGGCCUCCAUAUGGUCAGGGAAGACUCCUCCCGACACGCCCACCUCCAAAGAUGUCUCGGACGUAGCAGACACGGGUCUAGCAGAUGUCGGCCUCCCAGCUCCUCAAGCUACCAGUGUUCCAAUAGGACGCCCUCAGCUCCAGAGAAAUCAACCGGCACCCCCUCCUCCCCAUCAGCCUCCGCCGCCUCCAUCUCCGAACCCGAACGACUCCCUCUCGUUGAUGCAGCUCCGGCGCAUUGUGACCGAGUUCCCCAAGAUCGACCCUACAACCUACGCUUUUACGUAUGCAGAUGUUGCAACAUUCGAGGAAGAGAUUGAUGAGUGGUUCUCAUACAAUGAUGCGGAGUACAAACGUCUGCAGAGGGCGAGGGACACAUUCGAAAGGCGAUGGAGGAAGUUUUCGAACAAGCCAUGGCUCGAAUCGGACGACCGGCAGAAGUUUGUGGAGAAAGAAGUCAAUGGCUUGCAUGCUACAGAUCUACGGAGACGCUGUAAGAGUCUGCAGACGGUCCUACACAUCAUUCUAGGAGUAUGGGACGAGACUGCCGGAAUCAAGGCAGAGGAAGCUACAAAAGCAAAGACGAAGGCUACACCUAAGCAUCUGGAGAAUAUGAAGGCCGGAAUUAUUAUGAUAACGAACGCUGGUGGCAUCGCGCUUGUCUUCCAAGUUUUGCAAAAUGCAUUCAAGAUGCUCUGGGACGACGAGUUUCGUGAAACUAAGUUACUAGAUGAGGAUAUACCCUUCAUCCAAGAUGAGCUUGACAAUGUGACCACUAUCAUAUACAUGUUUAUCGAAGGAGUUCGCAAUGAUCUCGUUGGAUUGGCAACUGCUCGCGAGCAACUUCUGGAGUUGAAUUUAAUUGACUAUUUCGUCAAGAUCACGGCAAGGCUCCGGUGGGAUGAGGCGAACGAAUUGCCACAGACUAGGAUAUUUCUGCUAUUUUGGAAGACAAUUCUGCUUGCAUUUGGCGGUACAGUCGAGAUCGAGGAUGCCAAAAGUGCUAUUAGCGAAUUGAGACAUGUCAAUGGCGAGGGAGGGAAGCUCAUCACAGCGUCUCCCUUGGAUUAUCAUAUUUUCCGCCAGGAAAUCACUUCAAAAUACCCCGCAUAUACCCCGCCACCGCCCCUCUUACCCCUCGAACCUGACAACAAUUCCAUCUUGCCACCACUUCCGAACCGACCUAGCAGAGCAAAUGGCGCGAAUGGAAUCAUACCUCCACCUAUGAAUGUUAACAGCAGUGGAGCAUCGAUUCUGCAUCAGCCUGUACACAUUGCGACUCCUGCACCCUCCCCACCUCCAUCACCUCCAGUCGGAGGCAAGGCUGGCAAGAAGCAAAAUUACCAAACCAAUCAGAACUUCCCUUUCAUGUACCCACCACUAGAUAGUACCAGUAACAGUGCUGGUGGCAAAGGGGCUGCAGGUUUACAGGAAUUACUAGUUGGUAGGAAAUGGGAGGGAAGUGAUAUACCAAAGUCAAUUCUCGAAGCCGGAGCUUUGUUUGCAAAGCGAAUGCGAAUGACAAGAGCGAUGCGACAAUUGUGGAAUGAGCGGGAGAAGUUCCUGAAGCAUGAACGGGGAUGGGAUGGUGAUGACGAAGACGAUGAUAUUGAUGAACUUGAUCUGGACACGAUACUGGACAAGAAUGCUGCACGUCAGAGCAUGAAACCUAUGAAACCGGAUGUAGAUUAUGGACCAAAUGCUGAUGUUGGCGACGAUGUCAAGAAAAAGCUCGAUCUUGUCGAGCAAUUCUAUAAAAAUUCAAUACCACACCUACAAUCUCUGGUGAUUGUUUUGCUCAAAGCUGUGCUUGCCAAUGUCACGGCACUUAUCACACAGCCUAUGGGACAGCAACAGGGCAUGAACUCUGGAUUCAGAUCGGAUGUUAAUCUGCGUGGCAACGGACCUCAGGGACAGAACAGGCAACAAGAUCCCGCAAACAUCCCAUUGCCGACCACUGUGGAUCCAUCUGAAUUGCCAAUCGAAGAGAUAGAGGCGAUGCGUUCACGUGAAAUCACAGCGAAAGCAGUGUCGGGUAUCCUUCUCAUGUUGUUGAAGUGGUUCAAAGUUUCCCAUAUCCUCAAGUUCGAAUACCUCACACAAUUACUACUGGACUCCAAUUACCUGCCACUCGUUCUCAAGCUUUUCGCCCACCAAGAAAUUGACAAAGUGGUAGAAAGCAGAACAGAUCGCGAUGAGAUGAGCUUCUUCACGUUCUGCAACGAGCAUAGCAAGAACGUCCCAAUCCCAGACUUGACAGAGCUUGAAGCCGAAGAGAGUGAAGACGAGGUCGCUCCCCCAGCCAUAAAACGCAAUCGAGACCUUCCUGUCUCAGGCUCCGAAGACAAGCUACCAGCCCUCGCAUUCCAGGAAGGCCAGCACGCGGGCAAACGCGAUCGCCCCGAACUGGACGAGCUCGGCUAUCCAACUACGGAACCCCCAUACCCAGAUGAACCCAUCACUGAGUUCUCGUGGCGUAACUUCUUUUCCUCCAUUAACUUCCUACGCAUUAUGCAGAAAAUCUGCAAGAAUAAAGCCCACCGCAACCUCCUCCUCGUUCAAUACAAAUCGUCCAACAUCCUCAAGAAAUCCCUCAAGAUCCCACAGCCUGAACUCCGCCUCUACACGCUCAAGCUGUUCAAGAACCAAGUCUCAUACUGUGGUCGCAAAUGGCGACAAGGGAAUAUGCGCGUCAUUACGGCUGUGUAUCUACAUUGCCGUCCGGAAUUGAGGGAUGACUGGCUGGCCGGUAGUGAUGUCGAUGCGGAGGUUGAAGAGGCGUUGCCUCUGGAGCAGGCACUGAGGGCGUUGACGCAUUGGCACAAUAUCAAGAGGUACCCCGAGCAGAUGGGCGCUGAUACAAAGUUGUUGGAAGAAGAACAUGAUUUCUUUGUAAGAGAGCUUGAGAGGAUGGAGUUUAUUGACGAGGGUGGCGAGGAGGAAAGUGUUGAUGGUGGGUGGAUUGGGUACGGGCCUUGAGAUGACUGUAGGUAGAUGAUCCGCAUGUAAGGUCAACAGAAACAAGCGGGCAUGGUACCAAUCCAAUUCAUUCAUUUAAUGACUUCCAUCCGCACACAAAAGAUGUCCAGCACCACUAUUUAUUUUCAUAAACCUCACAACUCCCACCAAGCCAUUUCACAAAAGUUAAGAAUCAAAUCCAU
Messenger RNA from Cadophora gregata, 3822 nucleotides. It is a transcript of the gene FAR11, whose product is annotated as Factor arrest protein 11. NCBI's taxonomy places the organism in Eukaryota, Fungi, Ascomycota, Leotiomycetes, Helotiales, Ploettnerulaceae. Bases 662 to 3640 code for a protein of 992 amino acids. The transcript has 7 exons. Gene Ontology annotation, cellular component: cytosol. Gene Ontology annotation, biological process: cytoskeleton organization. The record is from RefSeq and is a predicted model, not a curated record.